GGCUCUAGUUCUACGGCUCACGGCGAGACCUGGCUUCAUGGGAAGACCUCUCGGUCUUUUUGUACCCCACUCCUAGGGACCUACCCCUAUGCAUGGAGAAAGAAUGCAUCCGUCAUACUUAGAACUCCUCCCCCCCUAAGGUCCUGCCUCAGGGAGGGAUUCAAAGCUCUCCACUUAGGAGUGGGUCAGCUAUAGGCUGUGCCCAAGUAGGUGUGGGCAUCUGGGGGAGCUCCCAAGCAGUUCAGAUCUUCCUUCAGCGGAGCCAGGAUUGGGGUGAAGACCGGUUCUGGGGAGCAUUUGGACAUCUGGCCCAGGAGACGAUGAGACACCGUGUUGCCAAUGCAGAACCAGAGGAACAGGGGAACGCUGGCUCCUAACCAUGUGCAGGAGGUGCGUCUGCACCGAGUGGAGUCCAUCAGUGACCUACACAGCGGAGGCUCCCUACGACCCUGUCUGGUGGAGGAGGCACAGGCAUGGGAGGAGCUUCUGGGUGUCUUACCACCAUCGCUGUGCACCCACGCUGGCUGCAGCCCUGUGUGUGGCCGUGGGGGCUUCCUUCUGCUGCUGGUACUGCUGGUGUUCACCUGCCUGGCGCUGGCCACCGUGGCUGUCUAUCUAAGUGUGCUGCAGAGCGAAUCCCUGAGGGUGUUGGCUCACACGCUGCGCACACAAGAGGAGACUCUGCUCAAAUUGCGUCUGGCUAGCCUCAGCCAGCUAAGAAGGCUCAACUCCAGUGAGGCUCGGGCACCCAGCUGAGAUGCCAUCUGUAUGUGAGACUGUGGGGAGGGGGAAAGGGGCUUUUAGCAGGUCUCUGUUCUCUCACUGAUGGCUUCAUCUACACUACUCCUUGGUGAGAUUUCUGUACAAGCCUGAUGUAACCCCACAGCUUCCUGUCUCUCUUGACCUCUUCAGGCCAGGCCUGACCAAGCCUUCUGGUGCCAGGGCCCUGCUUUGGAUAGCCAAAGGUCAGAGGAUGGGGCACCAGUCUUUUCCUGGCACCUCUUGUCAGCACCCUCUGGCCACCCCCAGAUAGGAGGUUCAGAAGUCUAGAAAUAGCUGCCCGGCUCAACCACCCACUCUGCCAGGCCUCCCAGUGGGGGGUCCAGUCUCAGCUCUCAGAGGGGGAACUACAUGUCCUGCCAUGGAGGACAAAGGUGAGGUAGAGAUCUUAGCUGCCGCCAAACCUGGGGUGGGAGACGGGAGGGAGAGAGUGCAGGCAAGACUCAGGAUAAAGGCCACAGGGGACUAAGUAUCAUUUAAUUCUCUCUUAUCUUUAAUAAACCAGCACACACAUCCAUUAUAGGCAGCUUUGCCUACCCUACGCCAUGGUGCCAGACCCCCAAGGGAAGCAGCCCCAGUGGGGGGGCAAGGUCUAUAAAACAGGGAUGGUCCUUUCUCACCACCCGCCCCGCCCGUUAGUCCUCCAGGACCGGCACACAUUUGGUUUUACCUGAGACAGGACAGAAAGAGGCCACAGCCACAGGGCUGAGUGCACAUACAAAGGGCUUGAGUCUAAGUGUCCUGAUCCCUUGACCCUCCCACAUUUGUCUAUUUUUGGUUUCAUCAUUAAAAAAAUAAAGUGACAAUCACUGGCAGGGA
Mus caroli (Ryukyu mouse) is the source of this 1599-nucleotide messenger RNA. RefSeq names its product leucine rich single-pass membrane protein 2 (gene Lsmem2). The record is from RefSeq and is a predicted model, not a curated record. Lineage: Eukaryota; Metazoa; Chordata; Mammalia; Rodentia; Muridae.